This is a messenger RNA of Astrephomene gubernaculifera, 1701 nucleotides long. Lineage: Eukaryota; Viridiplantae; Chlorophyta; Chlorophyceae; Chlamydomonadales; Astrephomenaceae. The record is from the annotation of a GenBank genome assembly.
CCCGUGCUGCAUUUCCUUGGUAAGGAAAGGGCUGGAAAGCGAAUGCUGUCGUACAUUGUUGCGCCGCCUCAAAUACUGAGCUUACACCUAAUAUUUGGUUGAUUCAAAACGCAACAGAGUUUCUUCCUGCGAACAUUUCCCUUCUGUUUCCUGAAGUGGCAUAUCGCCACUCGCUUAAAGGCUUGACGCCUCGUUCUUUCAACUAGAAAAAUCGAGCAUCACGGAAUGAAGCGUCCUCGGCCUAACGAGGACAGCCUGGAGCAGCCGGGCAUGGCCGCGGGCGGGGCCGGGGCCGGGGCUCAGAUUUCGGACGGUUUCCCUUGUGUCAGGCUACGGGGGCUGCCGUUUGAUGUCAUGGAAGGGGACAUCAAAAUGUUUCUGGAGCUGGAACCGGUGGAUAUCCUCAUGGUGAAGCGGGAUGGGCGGUUCUCGGGGGAGGCUUUCGUGGUCCUGGGCUCCCUGCAGCUGGUCGAGGCCGCGUUGCAGAAGCACCGCCAGUUCAUCGGGCAACGAUUCAUCGAGAUUUUCCCUGCACAAAAGCGGGACUACUACAGGGCAGUAUGUCAAUACUGUGGUGCUGACCGAUAUGGAGGAAUGGGCAUGAUGGAUCCUUCCAUGGCCGGCUACAACCCGAUGAUGGGGGGAUACGACCCGUCCAUGAUGGGCAUGGGAAUGGACAUGAACAUGAUGGGCUACGGGCAGGGCUACGGGCAGCAAGGCAUGGGGAUGGGCAUGGGUGGCCGCGGUGGGAUGGGCGGCAUGGGCGGUGGUACCACCUGGCUGAAGCUGCGCGGCCUUCCUUUCGCGGCUGUCCCUGACGACAUCAUCGCCUUCUUCGACGAUGGCACCCUCGGCAUUCCCCGGAUAGACCCCUCCAAGGUCCACAUGUGGACGGACGGCGGGCGGCCCACCGGCAUGGCGCUGGUUCAGUUCAGCACGCCGCAGGAGGCCAGCAUGGCUCGCAACAAGGACAAGGGGCUCAUGGGCACGCGCUACGUGGAGAUCUUCCCUGCAACGCGGGGAGACCUCGAAAAGUUCAUGGCGCGGACCGGUGAGAACAUCCCCAUGUAAGCUCCAGGAUAUAAAGGCGACGUUUCACGACAAGAUCGGGUAGAUGAGUCCACGGUUGGGUGGCGCUACUUGCUGUGCAUAACCUGUUUCUCCUGCCAUGGGGGGGUGUUGUUCAUUCUGUUACCCUCUCGAGAGGUUUGUGCCCGGUUGCCUACGAGCCAUGAAGGUGCAUGCAAGGGCUUUGUUCCUUACCGAGGUCUCCGGGUGGUAUGGGUGUUUAGCUGAGCUGCAUUUUACACAAGGCAAGCUGUGAGCAUGGGAGAGAGAUGGGCAACAUCAUACGUACUUUGCGCGCGGACGCCAAACCCCGUGGGUUUGUGGCUCGUUUUACCUAGACGAUAUGCUGACCCACAGCUGUUGUAGAGAGGGGCAGUUGCUGCCGCAUGCUCGACAGGAGCAUGGUGGUUAUGCAGGACAAUGUUAACCGCAUGGACUCUUUUGCAUGUACGCAUUGCACUUGGAUAGCAAGCACUUCUUGUGUUUGCGAUAUUGCUUUUAAGACUUCUGUACCUGGCGUUUGGAUACCAAGAGAACGGGUACUGGUAACCUGCUUCAGCGCCAGGCAACGGCUGAUGCGCUUCACUCAUGACCACCUCCCCUGCAGAGUGCCGUAUCAUACACGUACUAUCA